ACAUCGUAAAGGGAUCAAGAGGCGCCAAGCAAUACGACGCCGUCCAGCCGUGCCGUGCCUGCAAAUGCAAUUCCUUCUGGAGUGGACUAGUCUUCCUCUUCAUCCUUUCCGUAUCUUCUAGAUCUGUAAUUGAGUACUGACAUUGUCUUUCGUUCAGCUUUUCUGUGAUCCGCAUUUUCCACUUUCUCCUUCUUGCCGUUGAUUCUUUUCUCCUCCGCAUCGAAUCUGCGAUUCUUCUUCUCCCUAGUUCUCGACCACCUGUUUCGCUAUGUCCGGUUACUUGCAAUUUAGGGAUAUUCUAUCUUUUUCCUCUUAACCUUAAAGAUUUCGGUACGAGGUUGAGUGUUUUGGUGCGUGGCGCCGAGUUUCCGACUGCUCUUUCAGCGUUGCUUUGAGUCAGGUAGUUUCAGUUUUUUCUUCUCUUUAUUGUUAUGAUUCGAGGGACGUUUUGCGGUGCUAAAUUUGAUCAGUAGGGCACUCUCAUACAGAACCUGUGGCUAGCGUAAUGAAUGAGAAUUUCUGGGGACGAUAGGUAAAGGGUUCCCGUCAUACUUGCAGCCAAAAUCCUGCGUCAAUGGAGAAUCAGAUAAUGAAUCUUGGCCCUAAAGGUCGAAUCAAGAAGCAUGAAUUUGUAAGGCUUAUCAUACAAUGUCUCUAUUCUUUGGGGUUUGAAAGGUCAGCAAAAUCCCUGGAAGGGGAAUCUGGUAUUUUCUACAAAUCUGCGGAGUUUGGAUUGCUUGAAUCCCAAAUUCUGUCUGGUAAUUGGGACGCUUGCAUAGACACCCUGGAUGCGUUAAAGGAACUGUCAGAUGAAACAAGAGCUUCGGCAUUAUUUCUUGUGAGUAGGCAAAGUUUGUUGGAGAAUUUGAUUCACGGGGAUGAAUCUUUAGCUUUGUCGGUUCUGCGCAAGGUCGCUGCUUUACGUGUGGGCACAGAUAAGGUUCACCACCUUGCUUUUGGAAUGAUCUCACUGAAGGAGACGGGCCUGAGCAAGGGUGAUGACGAUGAUAUCCUCGAAUUACGGAAAAAAUUGUUGACUGAAAUGGAACAAUUGCUCCCUCCUCCUUUAACCCUUCCUGAAAGAAGGUUAGAACAUCUUGUUGAAAUGGCUGUUGAUGCUCAAAUAGACUCGUGCAUGUACCACAACUCAUUUGAUCUUGUAUCACUCUAUGAGGACCAUGGAUGUGGUCGGGAUUGGUUCCCUACUGAAACUAUUCAGAUUUUGACUGGCCACAGUAAUGAAGUUUGGUUCGUCCAGUUCUCUAACAAUGGGGAAUACUUGGCCUCAUCAUCAAGGGACUGCACAGCCAUUAUAUGGAAGGUGCUGGAAGAUGGUAAAUUAACAUUGAAACACACGCUUCAAAACCACCAAAAACCAGUGUUCUUUUUAGCAUGGAGCCCUGAUGACACGAUGUUGCUUACAUGUGGAAAUAAGGAAGUCCUCAAAUUAUGGGAUGCAGAAACAGGUACAUACAAGCACACUUUUGGUGAUCAAGACUUCAUUGUUAGCACAUGUGCCUGGUUCCCGGAUUCAAAACGAUUUGUCUGUGGCAGCUCUGAUGCAGAGAAGGGCAUUUACAUGUGGGACUGUGAGGGUAAUGAGAUUAAGGCUUGGAGAGGCACUAGGAUGCCUAGUGUUUCAAAUCUUGCUGUGACACCAGAUGGAGAAAACCUUGUCAGUGUAUUUUCAGAUAAUGAAAUCCGAAUUUUAAAUGUAGCAACAAAUGCCGAACAAUUAAUAUGUGAGGAGCACCCAAUCACAUCCCUUUCCAUAUCUGGGGACAGUAAGUUCCUUAUAGUCAACCUCAAGAGUCAAGAGAUCCAUAUGUGGGACGUUAGUGGGAAAUGGGCAGAACCCUUGAAGUUCAAGGGCCACAAGCAACACACGUUCAUUAUCAGGUCCUGCUUUGGUGGGUUGAACAGCGCAUUUAUCGCAAGCGGCAGUGAGGAUUCACAGGUUUAUAUAUGGAACCGGCAAAGAUCUAAUCCCAUUGAGGUCCUCGGUGGACAUUCAAUGACUGUCAAUUGCGUAAGCUGGAACCCUAAGAAGCCUCAAAUGCUAGCAUCAGCAAGUGAUGACCAAACAAUUCGCAUAUGGGGACCAAACCAUUCUGCCAGCCCGAGUAAAGCAGGAGAUUAAGAUGGGACAAAUGUACUUACUUACAUGGCUCUUCUCUUUUGUUCUCAUUUUUUGUUGGUUGAUGCAUUUGUAAAUAUGUGGCUUCAAUUUCAUUCUUCUUUCCAAAAAUGAUGUCACUUUCUAUCCCUUGUAUAUGUCUGCAUCUUUGAGCCUCGUUUCUAGAUGUCUGCCUAGACUUGUAAACCCCUGUGUUAGUGGUUGGAAGCAUAAAUACUAGUCGAAUAAAUUGUGCUGACAGAAGAGGUGUGCUUUGCUUCUAGUUGUUGUAAGGUUGUCUUCUCUAAAGAUUAAAUUUACUGCUAAAUCUGUCUGUCGAUAUGUGUUGGAUGAGGAUUAAUGUGGCAUUUGCAGUACCAACUUUAACACGUUCACCUUCUUUCC
Diospyros lotus (date-plum) is the source of this 2521-nucleotide messenger RNA. Its product is annotated as WD repeat-containing protein WDS homolog. The record is from RefSeq and is a predicted model, not a curated record. The coding region runs from base 575 to 2140 and encodes 521 amino acids. Lineage: Eukaryota; Viridiplantae; Streptophyta; Magnoliopsida; Ericales; Ebenaceae. Gene Ontology annotation, molecular function: protein binding. The transcript has 5 exons.